This is a messenger RNA of Passer domesticus (house sparrow), 597 nucleotides long. RefSeq names its product zinc finger protein 239-like. Lineage: Eukaryota; Metazoa; Chordata; Aves; Passeriformes; Passeridae. The coding region runs from base 1 to 597 and encodes 198 amino acids. Gene Ontology annotation, cellular component: nucleus. The record is from RefSeq and is a predicted model, not a curated record. Gene Ontology annotation, biological process: regulation of gene expression. The transcript has a single exon.
AUGAGCAAGAAGAAGCCCUACAAGUGCUCGGAGUGUGGGAAGAGCUUCAGGCAGAGCAAUCACCUGCUCCGCCACCAGAUGAUCCACACUGGGGAAUGGCCCUGCAAGUGUGGGGCAUGUGGGAAGGGCUUCAGCUGCAGCUCCGACCUGACUGUGCACCAGAGGGUCCACACCGGGGAGAGACCCUAUGAGUGUUCUGGGUGUGGGAAGAGGUUUCGGAUAAGCUUCCAUCUCCUUCUGCGUGAGCGCAUUCACACAGAGGAGAGGCCUUUUCGCUGCCCUGACUGCGGAAAGGCCCUCAAGCAAAACUCCCACCUCGUCAUCCACCGGUGCACACACACUGGGGAGAGGCCCUAUGAGUGUUCUGAGUGUGGGAAGAGGUUUCAGACCAGCUCCCAUCUCCUUCUGCAUGAGCGCAUUCACACAGAGGAGAGGCCUUUUCGCUGCCCUGACUGCGGAAAGGGCUUCAAGCAAAACUCCCACCUCGUCAUCCACUGGCGCACACACACUGGGGAGAGGCCCUAUGAGUGUCCCCAGUGUGGAAUGAGCAUCACCCAGAGAUCUGCCUUGACCAAACACCAACGGAAGCACCAGUAA